This is a messenger RNA of Phycomyces blakesleeanus NRRL 1555(-), 891 nucleotides long. RefSeq lists its product as hypothetical. Lineage: Eukaryota; Fungi; Mucoromycota; Mucoromycetes; Mucorales; Phycomycetaceae. The record is from RefSeq and is a predicted model, not a curated record. The transcript is spliced from 3 exons. The coding region runs from base 1 to 891 and encodes 296 amino acids.
AUGAGUUCAUCUCCAAUUACCCAAGUACCUGAUCACCCAUCUCAUCAGGAUUCAAAUUCAUUGCAAAAAGGAAAUGCAAUUCCAACUCAUCUCAAACUUCUACUGAGAGGUGUUCCGAUGUACGUUAAGCGAGACAGCCUGGUGUCUCUUCCCGAGAGUUUACUAGUCGCCAUUUUUCCAAACGGCUUUGUCCUGACAGCUGAUAAAAAUCCAGCCCCUACAGACACUAGCGGACUGGUUGGUGAAUCUGAUUUUGAUCCAAAAUGCUUUUCGUACAUCCUUGAAUUCUUCAGCGAGGCAGCCGAGACGUUUGCCAAAGAAAACCAAGACCAUUCUUGGGAAGCAUUCAGUGCUGGUCUCGUGGGAGCUUACUCUAGACAGUUUGAUUCGGCCCGAUACUCGUUACUUACAAAACAGGCUAUUGUUGUUUUGCGCGAAGAACUCGAAUACUUUAUUCUUCCUCAGGAUAAGUCUAAUCCAUUGACCAGCACAGCAGACAUAAUCACAUUGAAACAACUUAAACAAACAGCUGGACAACUUCUCAAGGCAGAUGAUCUCGUGUUUCAUUCAAUGUUACAAAACGUUAAGAGGGGGAACAAUAUAGUAGAAAGGGAACUGGUAGAUAUGUUGUGCGAUUGUGGGUUCACUCGUUUGGACAGGUGGUUUUAUCGAGAACUUGAAUCGAAAAAGACAUUCAUCACAAGUGUGUCUCUGGUCAAGCUUAAGGUUGAAGACAAAGAUAAUAUUAUGGAGUCUGCAAAAAAGUUAAUGGUCUUUUGGAAGAAGCCUGCGAGGAAGUGCUGGUGGGACUAUACUCUAACAAAACUAGAUAACAUUCAAGUCAGACUGUGGGUACGCCGUACAUGGAUCCUUGAGCUUUCCUUUGUUUAA